Messenger RNA from Purpureocillium lilacinum, 1212 nucleotides. RefSeq lists its product as uncharacterized. The record is from RefSeq and is a predicted model, not a curated record. Lineage: Eukaryota; Fungi; Ascomycota; Sordariomycetes; Hypocreales; Ophiocordycipitaceae.
AUGGCCGACAACACAAACCCCAAGACAACUCCAGCACGCCGGAGAAAUGGCCGCGCGGGUGGCCGCGCUGGUGGUGGUGCCCAAAAGGCAUACGCGUCAGAGAAUGAUGCCGCCACUUUCGACGUCUCGCGCCAGCAUCAGCAGCAUGCCCACGCACCGUCAACACCCAGCAAGGCUCCCUCGGGCUCACCAGUUCCCGUAGAGUCCAGCGCCGCGCAUCCCGGCUCGAGGCAGCGGAACAGGAACAAGCAAAAGGGCAAGAACCCUCAUACGUCUCCCGAAUCAGCUCAGCGCAGGCGGCGAACGUCCCCUCAAUCGUCCAUGUCGACCAAGACGAGCAGCAGCGCUGCUUUUGCCGGUGCUACCUUCCACGCGUCUCCAGCCCCCUCAGCUCUUCCGAUACCGAGCUUUCUUUCAAAGGUGUCGAACCGUUCACCGGUCCACACCGAUGCGGCAGAGGUUGCCCAGCAGCCCUCUCCGCCAGCCACCGACAACGACGCGCCCACUCCGUUCCGCCCUUCUUCUGUGCCCCAAAGCCACGAGUCUCCCUUGGACUUCAUGUUCCGCGCCCAUCGGGAAGAGAAACAAAGAUUACAUCAAGGAGCGCCGCUGGACCCCGCCUCCGACUACCCGCACAACACCUCUCCCCCACGUCCACGUGUACGCGACCCAAAUGCGUCAAUUGCGUCAUCGGCACCGCCGGCGAGCCGACUGGGCUUUGCGAAACAUUCAUUCGGCGGCAUACAUAGCUCCGAACUUGACGGCACACCAGGCCGCCCAAUGGGCCCAGCUUUUUCGACCCCAUACCAGGAACGGAUCAAGGCUGCUCGAUCCAGCUCGUCUCGGCCUCAGUCACAACCAGGGCGCCAGGAUACCGCGGGACCACAACAGCCUUCUGACGACCCGACCGAGGCUUUGAAGAAGUUUCUAUUCGGGGGCAACAAGCCUCAGGAAUCAACCCACACGGCUGCUCCUUCGUCUGCUACCGGGACUCAGGCUAGUCCACGCGACUGGGAACCGGCACCUGCUCUAUCCGCCCCAUCGGGGAACCCUGACACCUCCCGGACCGGCGAUUUUCAGGCACUGGAAAACGACUUGCGGAGGAUUUUGAAGUUGGAUAUGGCCCCUGACGCCUCAUCGCCUGACAGCGCGCAGUGGCAAGGCUACAUGAAGAUGGAUUUGCAAUCCAACUACUGGUCGCGGCUGUUCUAA